UAGCGGGUUUGUUGCAAUCGUCCCAAAUUGCACCGGAGCUCGCUUUUUUAAAUUUAAUUUAUUUGGGAUUCUCCAGUGAAAGCGUUUGCGCCAGCGACUAUACGUGACGUCAAAACCAUUAUGACGUUCGAGGUGACUUCGGCAUUGCUUGCUUUACGUUUAUAGAAAUAGUUUUUAAUGUAGUCUACGUGCUUUAUCUGUUUCGUUGUACAUCGUUUCUGGGAUCAUUUGACUGCGCUAACGCCCGGUCUCUUGCCUUGAAUGAACAGCCACAAACCAGUUGGCGAUAGGGCUAGCAGCUGUAUCUUUUGAUUAUCAUUGCAAUACUACAGCUAACUGGCAAUAUUGUGCAAUGAUGACAACCGCAUCACUCAACUACCCACUCGUCUGAUCUAUUCUUUGCGGUUUUAAACCCAACGAGUCAUUGGAAUGGUUUGUGUCUUCAUCUGAGUAGAUAGACAUAAGAAUAGCAACACAACUUGGAAACAGUUAACUACUUUCGUUAGUUAGAAACGUUGUUGUUCAUGGUCAACUCGCCUACACAGUAAUAGCUUGUGUGAUGUUUUUUUUCUCCAUUAGCAUUCGUUUUGACAAGUAAUUGUCGGUCUCGUAUUAUCGCAAUCUUUCAAGUCCUCUGCCUGCUUUUGGAAUAUUUUAAUUUGUUAUUUCUAGUUGCAAGGACACAACCUCAAGGCAUUCCAGUUUUAUCCAAUUGUCACCAGCUAGAUAAUAUUUAUUACUGAUAACGUUAGUUGUCAUCAACCAAAACUGCUGAUCUGUUUGCAUUCAGCUAUAUAAAUACGUUCACUGUGUUUUCGCUGCACAACGUCAUUUGAUGCGUUAAUACAGCGUUUCCCAAACUCGGUGUACGUUUUAUUUAUUUACUUAACACUACACAGCUGAUUCAAAUGAUCAAAGCUAGAUGAUUCGUUGAUUAUUUCAAUCAGCUGUGUGGCAAGAACCAAAACGUGCACCGAGUUUGGGAAACGUUACCUUAACGUUGUACUAUUAUUCGUAAUGCUUGGCAGGUGCAAUCCACCAAACGAGCGGACCCGAACGAGCUGAAGGUUAUUUUUCAGAAGCAUGCCAGUGUUGUGGAUGCAGAUGGCGAGAAGUUGAUGACCCCAGGGGACUUUGUGCAGAAGUACCUGGGCCUGCACACACAGAUCCACCACAACCCCAAAACUGUCCAGCUCAUCGCCGGUGUAGCCGACACAACCAAGGACGGGCUGAUCUCAUUCCAGGAGUUCUUGGCAUUUGAGUCAGCGCUGUGUGUUCCGGACGCUCUCUUUAUCGUAGUCUUCCAGUUGUUUAACAAGACCGGCACUGGAGACAUCUCCUUUGAGAAUGUGCGGGACAUCUUCAGCCAGACCACUGUGCACCACCACAUCCCCUUUAACUGGGACUGUGAGUUCAUCUGCCUGCACUUUGGACACGACCGCAAGAAAUGCCUCGGCUACCUGGAGUUCACCCAGUUUCUACAGGAGUUGCAGUUGGAGCAUGCGCGCCAGGCCUUUGCCCAGAAGGACAAGAACAAGAGCGGCACCAUCUCUGCCAUGGACUUCAGUGACAUCAUGGCCACAAUCCGACACCACAUGCUUACAGUGUUUGUGGAGGAAAACCUGGUUUCGGCUGCGGGGGGCAGCACCUCUCACAUGGUCAGCUUCUCCUACUUCAACGCCUUCAACGCUCUGCUCAACAACAUGGAGCUGAUCCGCAAGAUCUAUAGCACGCUGGCCGGGACCCGCAAGGACACACAGGUCACUCAAGAGGAGUUUGCCCAUGCUGCGAACAAGUUUGGCCAGGUCUCUCCCAUGGAGAUUGACAUCCUGUACCAGCUAUCAGGCCUACACUCCCACUCUGGGCGCCUGAACUUUGCUGACAUUGAGAGGAUAGCCCCGCUGGAGGAGGGAGUGCUGCCCUAUCACCUGGCCGAGUUACAGAAACGGCAGAGCCAGGGUGAUGGUUCCAGGUCCGUACUGCUGCAGGCCGCAGAGUCGGCCUACCGGUUCAGCUUGGGCUCAUUUGCUGGAGCUAUGGGAGCUACGGCAGUGUAUCCGAUAGACUUGGUGAAGACCAGGAUGCAGAACCAGAGGAGUACAGGCUCGUUCGUAGGAGAACGGAUGUACAAGAACAGCUUUGACUGUGCCAAGAAGGUGCUGCGCUACGAAGGAUUCUUUGGAUUCUACAGAGGUCUUCUUCCCCAGCUCAUAGGCGUGGCUCCAGAGAAGGCAAUCAAACUUACGAUGAAUGACUUUGUGAGAGAUAAGUUCACUGGUAAAGACGACACCAUUCCCUUCGCUGCUGAGGUGCUGGCCGGAGCCUGUGCAGGGGGUUCCCAAGUGGUCUUUACGAACCCGCUGGAGAUUGUCAAGAUCAGACUGCAGGUGGCAGGAGAGAUCACGACAGGACCCAGAAUUGGCGCCCUCAGUGUCAUCCGAGACCUUGGCUUGUUUGGCCUCUACAAGGGUGCUAAAGCAUGUUUAUUGCGAGACAUCCCGUUCUCAGCCAUCUUCUUCCCAGUGUAUGCCCACACCAAGGCUCAGUUUGCCGACGAGCAGGGUAGACUAGGCCCGUUACAGCUGCUAGCUUCUGGAGCCAUCGGAGGCAUCCCUGCUGCCUCCCUGGUGACACCUGCUGAUGUCAUCAAGACACGCCUGCAGGUAGCAGCGAGGGCGGGACAUACCACCUACACUGGAGUCAUGGACUGUUUCAGGAAAAUCACACAGGAGGAGGGAUUCGGAGCACUGUGGAAGGGAGCUGGAGCUCGUAUAUGUCGAUCCUCUCCUCAGUUUGGAGUAACUCUGGUGACCUAUGAGCUUCUACAGAGGUGGUUAUAUGUGGACUUCGGAGGACAUCGUCCGGCGGGGUCUGAGCCCACUCCUAAAUCUCGUGUCUCUGAGCUUCCUCCGGUCAGUGCUGACCACGUGGGAGGUUACCGUCUGGCUGCAGCCACCUUCGCUGGUGUGGAGAACAAGUUUGGCCUCCACCUGCCCAAGUUCAAGUCCUCUGGAGUGCUCUCCAUUCACCCUGACCCCGUUGACCCCUCUUCUACCCCCCUUCAAGAGGAGGCUGCCGCCCCCCUAAAAACUAGCCUCUAACUGCCUGCCACCACCACUCCACUAAGGGCUAUGCACGUAGACAGACAUGCAUACUGAUCAACACACACAUUUUGAGGGGCCAUGUACACCGAUAUGCACACACGUACAGUCCUAGGGGCCAUGUGCACAGCUAUAAACACCAACACCCCAGGGUCUACUCUAGUGCUCUAACCCUGGUUCUGGAGACAUGACUGUAGGUCCAUUGUUGAAGCAGGCAUCAACCUGAACACUACUGUUGGAUCUCCAGUGGCUCUCAUUUUCUUUCCAUUCUGCUUUUCAUAUGAAAUCAGUGGUUUGAAAGGAGCCUUCUCUCUCUCUCUCUCUAUUCCUUUGCGCUCUCGCUCCCAUUCCUCUCCAUCUCUCUGGUGGCUCCUCUUAUGAAUAACUGAUUAUAAUUAUUUGGGGGGCUACUAUGAUUGGACAGUGUGUGGGAGAUAUUUGAUUGGACGGCAUGUGUAAGCCUUUAUUCUGAGUGGGCCUUGCACAGGAAGUUGCUGUACAGAGACGUGACACAGCUGCAAAGGAACAUUACUGAUGUUAGAGCAAUAUUAAUGUAACAUUGGAGAACAAUGUUAUGGUAAUGUUAGCGCAACGUUUCGGGUACAGAAAUGUUGCGGUAAUGUUAAAAAGCAACGUGACUCAUGUUGGAGUUACGUUAGAUUGACGUUGGGCCUUCGUCUCUUGAGAAUCACUCUUACUGAUCUACAGACCUUUUCAAACUGUUUUGAGGAGAAUCAUCGGCAAAGGAUUAGGUAACUUAAAUUCAUUCUGUGUAUUUUAUUGAAAUAAACAAUGAUUUAAUUUUCACACCUGAAAAUAUUUUAUAUCAAGGAGAAUGAACAGCAAAAAUGGCCAAGCUAAAGCUAACCAAUAGUUUUGGUGGAAAACUAGAUAAAAUGUAAUUAGAUACACAACAUAUCUAUACAGAGUUUGGUAAACUCCAAAGAAUUAUAAUGGACAAUGUUGUGACAAGUCUUGUUGGAAUACUAACUAGAAUUCGGUACCCAACGUGGAGGAUAGUUUCAGAAGGCACUGUACAUGGAGUUUGGCAAAGUGUUCAGACCCCUUAUGUUAUAGCCUUAUUCUAAAAUUGUUAAAUAGUUCCCCCCCCCCCCCCC
Molecule: messenger RNA, 4219 nt
Organism: Oncorhynchus mykiss (rainbow trout)
Lineage: Eukaryota; Metazoa; Chordata; Actinopteri; Salmoniformes; Salmonidae
Product: electrogenic aspartate/glutamate antiporter SLC25A12, mitochondrial-like
Biological process (GO): L-glutamate transmembrane transport; malate-aspartate shuttle; aspartate transmembrane transport
Molecular function (GO): calcium ion binding; L-glutamate transmembrane transporter activity; L-aspartate transmembrane transporter activity
Source: RefSeq, a predicted model, not a curated record